UGAAAACCAUGGGGUCAGAAGAAGAAAAUCUUUUAUUCCAAUUCAAUGUUCAUACUUUCUUUUAAAAGCCCCUUUCUAGUUGAUUUUGCAAAUAAUUAAAGCCAAAAAGAAAAAUUAAGAGACCGAUCCCGGGAUUGACACAUGGAGCACUAAGGCCAGCCCAGCCCAGAUAUGGGAAGCCCAUGGGGCCUGAAAUCCCUAACUGGCGAAGAUGGAGACCGGUCGUGUAGGUCCCAUCACAUCACAGCAGCCACUGCGACGCACCUACCAAUCACAACCCUGCACCCGCGUCGCACAGGAACGCCCCUCGAGGUUCCUCACACUCGUCACCAUUUUUAAUACCCAGAAUAAAGCCUCACUCAGGGACCCUUUAGAGCUUCAACCCACCUACACCCAUGAAGAAGCUCUAUCGCAAAGGCACUGUUCACCCUUCGCCGCCGCCGGUCAUCUCCGACCAGCACCUCGCUUUUCUUCCUUCUGCUAUCCUCACCCUCGCGGCCGCUCUCUCGCCGGAGGACCGGGAGGUUCUGGCUUACCUUCUGUCGUGCUCCGGCACUUAUACUAGCGGCAACAGGAAGACCACCACCCAGAAGAGUGGGGACCAUCCGCCCCUGUUCAACUGCAACUGUUUCAGAUGCUAUACGAGUUACUGGGUGAAGUGGGACUCGUCGCCGAAUCGUCAGCUCAUACACGAAAUCAUCGACGCGGUCGAAGAUGGGUUGGUGCAGAGUAAGAACCCAAAGAGCAGGAAAGAAAGGAGGAGAAAAGGGUGUACUGGGUCAGAUGAGUUGAAACAGUCCAAGCUGAGUUCGGGGAAGGACGAGCUGGGUCAGCCAGAAUCGGUGGCGGAGACUAGUGGAAACGGCGGCGGCGACGAUUAUGAGGGUUGUGGUGAUGAUGGAGAAGAAGGGUCAGAGAAGGGAUCAGUGAGAAAGUUUGUGAGUUUUCUUGGAGAGAGGAUUUGGGGUGUCUGGACCCAAUAAGUUGGAGAAAAGGUGGGUUUCAGUUUUCUUCUUCUAAAAAAAUUUCCUUUUAUUCUGGUUUUUUUGAAUCAACCCGAUUACGAUGUAAAAAAAAAAAGGGGUUAGUUUUGAUCUUCAUCAGGACUUUGUUUCUCCAAUAUCCAUGUCUGCUUUCUAUGUUAAAGCUCUCUGUAUAUAUUCAAAGGAAUGAUGAAUAGCUGGGUAAUCAAUUUUGGGUUCCCUUUUCCUAA
Messenger RNA from Vitis vinifera (wine grape), 1213 nucleotides. RefSeq lists its product as uncharacterized. The transcript has a single exon. Lineage: Eukaryota; Viridiplantae; Streptophyta; Magnoliopsida; Vitales; Vitaceae. Bases 396 to 983 code for a protein of 195 amino acids. The record is from RefSeq and is a predicted model, not a curated record.